Chelonia mydas (Green sea turtle) is the source of this 2453-nucleotide messenger RNA. It is a transcript of the gene RAB3A, whose product is annotated as RAB3A, member RAS oncogene family. The record is from RefSeq and is a predicted model, not a curated record. Gene Ontology annotation, cellular component: endosome; synaptic vesicle membrane; synaptic vesicle. Gene Ontology annotation, biological process: protein secretion; protein localization to plasma membrane; axonogenesis. NCBI's taxonomy places the organism in Eukaryota, Metazoa, Chordata, Testudines, Cheloniidae. The transcript is spliced from 5 exons. Gene Ontology annotation, molecular function: GTP binding; GTPase activity. Bases 90 to 911 code for a protein of 273 amino acids.
UUCAUGCUGUCAAUCAUUAGCGCGAGCCUAUCAUCGCGCAAGAUUGGGUAGAAGCCCGCCUCCUCCGGAGCCUGAGGGAGAAGCUUGGAAUGGGUCGUCUCCGGCCUCCUGACGUCAUAUUCUCAUCUGCAUACCGGUCCCCGCCCCUUCGGAAUGCUGGCGACGUCAGCCGGGCUCUGCAAUUGCCGGGGCCGCGCGCGGUGCUGCUGCAUUUGGCGCAAGAGAAGCCUGGGGAGCGCGAUCUGGAGAUGGCUUCCGCUACCGACUCCCGCUAUGGCCAGAAGGAAUCCUCGGAUCAGAACUUCGACUACAUGUUCAAGAUCCUGAUCAUCGGGAACAGCAGCGUGGGGAAGACCUCGUUCCUCUUCCGGUACGCUGAUGACUCCUUCACUCCCGCCUUCGUCAGCACCGUGGGCAUCGACUUCAAAGUCAAAACCAUCUACAGGAACGACAAGCGCAUCAAGCUGCAGAUCUGGGACACCGCGGGCCAGGAGAGGUACCGGACCAUCACCACCGCCUACUACCGGGGGGCCAUGGGCUUCAUCCUGAUGUACGACAUCACCAACGAGGAGUCCUUCAACGCCGUGCAGGACUGGUCAACCCAGAUCAAGACCUAUUCCUGGGAUAACGCACAGGUGCUACUGGUGGGUAACAAGUGCGACAUGGAGGAUGAGCGAGUUGUGGCGGCGGAGAGAGGGCGCCAGCUGGCGGAGCACCUGGGUUUUGAGUUCUUCGAAGCCAGCGCAAAGGACAAUAUCAACGUCAAGCAGACGUUCGAGCGGCUCGUCGACAUUAUCUGCGAGAAGAUGUCAGAGUCCCUAGACACGGCGGACCCAGCAGUGACUGGUGCGAAACAGGGGCCGCAGCUGACUGACCAGCAAGCACCCCCCCACCAGGACUGUGCCUGCUAGAGACUGCAGGACGGCCCCCUCUGCCCGCGUAGGCCACAUCACCCCUCCAAGUAACCAGUGCCCUAGUUACGCUCAGUUAUGCUCCCACUUCAACACCCCAGUCACUAGGUCUGGUGGGAUGGCCCAUAGCGAGGAGUUGUCUGUCCGCUCUCACCUGGCAGGAUUUGAAAGGGCUCUGGCCACCCUCUCAGAGUCUGCAGGUUCCAUGGGGUGUCACCCCACCCUCCCCGUGCCCUCCAGUUUUCCAACCUGGGAUGGUAGGAGAAACUUUUUUGUUGUUUGCUUUUAACUAUUUCCUGAUUGUGCCCCCUUGUUUAUAGAUAAUUGUCUGUCUUGCUGGAAGGGGGGGGAGGGGUUAAUUGCAGAAUCCUGCAUUAACCAGCUGACUCAGCUUGGCCAAUGUGUUCACUAGCUUCCUUCCUUCCUUCCCUCCUUCCCAGCUGGAUCCCUGCUGCUGGGUGGUGGGAGGAGCCCUGCUCGGGGGACAGCAGCUUAAAGGACUAGAGUCCCCUUGGUCCUGAACAAACAGCCCUGCCCCAUGGAACCAGAGACCUGCUCCCUUCGCUGUAGUGCUGCUGAGGGGGUGACGCACUGGGGUUGCAUCAGGGCAGAUGUGGAUUUUAACCUUGACAAUUCAAUCACUUCCUAAAUGGUGCGUCUAGAUCCCAGUAAGGCAUUAGUGCAGGUGGUUUGUUCUUCAUAGAGAUGUGUUCCAGCCCCGUCUUUACACCUCCCCUUAACUUGUUCUCCUUGCUAGCACAGAGGCCUUGGCCGAUAAUGCUGGCUGGCUGAAGAGCCGCUUGACUUUCAUUCCUCUGCUGCUCUGUUCUCCCCCACCAAGGAUGGCUAGUUCCUGACUAUUGUAUAAAUAGAUGCUAAUUUAUGCUCCUGCUGUCUUCCUCCUUGUACAUAAAAACAACCUUCCUGUAAAUAGAAAUAGCGAGUGACCAUGGUGUGACAUGCUGUGCUGUGAUUGUGCAGAUGUAUUUAUUUUAUCAGUGUGGUAUGAACCUGCUUGUGAAUAUCACUUUUAAAUCUAUUAUUUAAAAACAAAGCUGAGUAAGGGCCAAGGCACUCCUGUACCAAACUAGCCCCAGCCCGGUGGUGGAUGACCAAUGGAAACCUCGCGCUAGAGGAAAAACUUCGAUGGUUUGCCUCAAGUAAAGGAACAAGCCACCGAACUGCUGCCCCAUUCCAUGCUGGGGGUGGGGUUGACACCCCAUCUGCCCCAGGAUGUUGCACUAGCAGCUGAAGGGUGCUAGUUUGCUACAGGCCUCGCUGUUCCUUGUCUGUUACUAUAGUAAUGUGUUAUUGUAGAGACUGUGAAGCAGUAGAUCGAAUUCUAUCAAUGCCCAAACCUGGUGCGUUGCUUCCCUCUAUUUAUUUUUCUUGGCGAACUCUCUGUAUUUCGCAGGUACACACAUCCAGCCUCCUGUUUUUGUGAUGUUUACUGUAAAAAUGUCAAAAGUGUCAAAGUAAAAUUUCCUAAAGAUCACUGUAUCCAAGAGCUGGUGUGAAGAAAUAAAUUAAUGCUAAUCACAA